AUGAAUACAUUAUCAAUACGUGAUCUUUGUUGUCUUUUUUGUUGUCCACCUUUACCAUCACGUAUAGCUGCUAAACUUGCUUUUCUUCCACCGGAACCAACUUAUUCAUUAUUAGUUACUGAUAAUUCUACAUUAAUAAAUGGUACACAUGAUCAAAUUUUAUCAACAUCAAUAAAACCUAUACAAACUGAUUCAUCAACAUCUUCUCAUUAUAGAAUAUUUUUUUCUGAUAAAGCUGAAUGGCAACAUUCAACAAAUGAAAUUUCUAAAUUAGAACCAUAUUUUGUAACAACAUCUCGUCAUAAUCGUAUUGCAUGCAUUUAUGUUAAUUGUACACCAAAUCCAAAAUAUUAUAUUUUAUUUAGUCAUGGCAAUGCUGUUGAUCUUGGUCAAAUGGCUAGUUUUUUUAUUGUUUUGGGUGCACGUUUACAAUGUAAUAUAUUUAGUUAUGAUUAUUCCGGUUAUGGUGCAUCACAAGGAAAAGCAAGUGAAAAAAAUAUGUAUGCUGAUAUCGAAGCAGCAUACAAAUCUAUUAAACAACGAUAUCAUAUAUCUGAAUCGAAAAUUAUUCUCUAUGGACAAAGUAUCGGUACUGUUCCAACAAUAGAUUUAGCUUCACGUUAUAAUGAUUGUUGUGUAGCAUGUAUAUUACAUAGUCCAUUAACAUCAGGCAUGCGUGUAGCAUUUCCUGAAACAAAACGAACAUGGUGUUGUGAUGCAUUUCCUUCAAUAGAUAAAAUUCAUCGAAUACGUUCAAUUGUUUUAAUUAUACAUGGAACAGAUGAUGAUGUUAUUGAUGUAAGUCAUGGUUUUGCACUUUAUAAUCGAAUACAUAUACAACAUCAAACUGAUCCAUUAUGGGUUGAUGGUGCUGGUCAUAAUGAUAUUGAAGCACAUGGUCAAUAUGUUGAAAGAUUAUUACGAUUAAUUGAUAUCGACAUUCCACAAAUAUAUUUAAAAACACAAGAACAAAUACAACAACAACCAGAACAAACAACAUCAGCUCAAUCUACACUUGCAUCAACACUUAUUAUACCAGCAUCAACAACAACAACAACAACUAAUGGAGCAAAUUAA
This is a messenger RNA of Rotaria sp. Silwood1, 1077 nucleotides long. NCBI's taxonomy places the organism in Eukaryota, Metazoa, Rotifera, Eurotatoria, Philodinida, Philodinidae. The record is from the annotation of a GenBank genome assembly.